Molecule: messenger RNA, 1613 nt
Organism: Moneuplotes crassus
Lineage: Eukaryota; Ciliophora; Spirotrichea; Euplotida; Euplotidae
Source: the annotation of a GenBank genome assembly
GCUAGCCACCAUUUUAUAUACAGCUGUUAGGUUAUGAAUGGCUCUCAUAAUUGCCUUUGUGAUCUUCUUGGUGUACAUCUUCGUGGUCAGGCCGUACUACCUCAGAUGGAAAUACUCCAGAUACUCUAACAUAAUGCUGGGUAAGAAGUUCAUCCCUGUUUUAGGAAACUUUAAGCAGGCUAUUGACUGUAUCCGAGCAGGUAAGGUUCAUUAUACUUGGUACAAAGAAGAAGCAGAAGAGGUUAAGAACUUUGACAUGAAACUUAAUUUUGAGGGUUGCCAUCCAAUACUCUAUAUGGUCAGCAAAACUGCCUGUGAAGAGUUUGUUAAGCAUGGAAGAGUUGAUAUUGAUAGAUCAACUGUGAGACUUGGAUUCGCAGAAAUGUUACAUGGGUCUAUUGUGAACAAGUGAACUACGAAAAAUAUUUUUCAGAGAAGGAAAAAUAUGACCCAGCUACUUGGUCUCAAUUCUGCUUCAAGAUACAUAAAGAAAUUCCCCCUCAUUCCAAAAAUUCUGAGUUGCACAAGAAAUCUUUUAGAUUCUAUGCCUGAACAAAAACCAAUAGAUCUUCUUCAAGAAAUGACUGAAUUAGUGUUCAACAUCUUCAACGAAGUGCUUUUUGGAAAAGACAUUACUGAGCUAGUAACCAAGCUCUAUCCUUAUGAGAACUCUGAUGGAACAACUGAGGAGGUGACUCUUAGAGAGAUACUAAUAAGGCUUUCUAGGUGCUAUAUUGUUCAGCAUCUCUCUCCUUUAACAAGCAUCAUGCUUUAUUUUGGAGCAGAUACUUUAUAUUACUUGAACCCCUACAAAAGAGACAAGAAGAAUUUGGAUACCUUCAAGGGUGCUAUCAGAAGCAUUGUAUCUACCUCCAAAGAGACUAAUUCCAUUGGUAAUAAGCUGUAUGGGUUCUCUGAUACAACUGAAGAAGAGAAGAUCUGAGAUUUAUUAGUAAUCAUGGUAGGAGGCUCAGAGACUUCCUCCCAUUCCUUAGUCUCUUGCCUGUAUUUCCUCAAAAAACACCCAGAAACUUUGGUAAAGCUAAGGAAAGAACUUGAAAAAGAGGGAUUAGUAAAAGAUUCUGAUUUAUCAACGUGGAAAAGAGAGAAACUGCAAGAUUGCACCUACCUUAGCUGUUUUAUUAAGGAAGUUAUGAGAGUAGAUCCCACAGUCAUUGAAACUUUUAUUUAUGUCACAAAUAAGGAGACUAAGAUCUGCAAUGUCCCCAUUCCUAAAGGGUUUCAGAUCAGACUUGACAUGAUGACUAGUAACUACGAUUCAGACAAAUGGCUUUAUCCAGAAAAGUUCAUCCCUGAGAGACAUGACUUUGACUCUGAGUUUUAUCAAAAGUCAAAACAAGCUGGAAAGGUACAGGAUGUUUACACGAGAAGACCUUUCGGUCAUGGUAUAAGAAACUGUCCAGGCCAGACUUACGCUAUCCUUGAGAUAAAAGUCAUUCUAGCCUACCUUGUUACACACAUAGACUUUGAAUUUGAGCUAGAAGAUAUGAACAAUGAAGGAAUUGGCUUCGGUCUAGGCACACAGUUCAACCCCAAAAUACAUAUAUCCAAGAAGUAGAGCACAAAACCCUCAGAUAUUUUCAACAUUCACC